ACCACUUGGAAGAUGGUUUUGUUCAAUUUCCUGGAGUCAGGUGCCACCACCUGAUCUUGUACAGGUUUCUGCCUGUGUCAUGUCCUUGCCUGAAACUCACCCUAAUUAAUCCCGAGUGCUGAAAGAUUCUAGGGUUUGCAUUUGGAAUAGGAAGUGGAAAUAACUCUUUUGCUAAAAUGCUUCCAGCUUUAAGUGUCAGGCAAAGCUCUAGAGAGACUGGAGGUGUGCUAUUUUCAGCUACACUCCGGUGAGAGAUCCAGGGUGUAUGUAGGAGGGCAUGGAGGGUGAGAUUGACAUGACAUGUGUGUAGGACAACUCUGGCGCCUUACCAAGAGCAGAAUCAAAUGCUUAAUCAUAAGCAGAGCAGCAGCUGAGAGUCCAGAAGAACAGGGAAGGCUGGGCUUAACAGUCUGAACUCUCCUCCUGCAUGUGUGAACUUGAAGGGGAAAGUAAGCAGAGGCCCUUUUGGGGAACUGGAGAGUCGUGAAUUGUGAAGAUGGGAUUUGAAGAUACCACCUGUUAAGAAUUGGAGUCUGUUUUGAAGUUUGGAAGAGAAAUUAUCCAAAGCACAGAAAUCAUGGGAGCUGAAGAAGAAAUGCUCAUCACUUUGUCUGGAGGUGCCCCCUGGGGCUUCCGGCUGCAAGGGGGUUCAGAGCAGAAAAGACCCCUUCAAGUAUCAAAGAUCCGAAAGAGAAGCAAGGCGUGCCACGGAGGCCUGUGGGAAAAUGAUGUGCUAGUUUCUAUCAAUGGGAAGUCAUGUGCUGGCCUCUCCCAUGCUACUGCCAUGCAGAUCAUUGACUCCUCCAAUGGCAUGCUCAACAUCCGUGUGAAAAGGAUAGUUGGUGGGGACCAGACAGGCCCACGGCUCCAGCGCUCCCCUUCUCCAGGGCAGCGAGUGCUCUCCCCCCUGUCCCCCCUCAGCCCCCCGGCACAGCCUCUCAGCCCUGAUGCAGCAGGAGCCCCAGCCUCUGUGCAGCCCUCACAGCCACGGAGGUCACAGAAGCACCUGGAGAGCCUCACCUCCCCGCCAGACAGUGAGGCCUACUAUGGUGAGACAGACAGCGAUGCUGACAAUGUGGCCCAAGAGAAGCACCGCCGGGCUCGCAAGAAGAGCCCACGCUCCCCGCCCGAGAGCACCAACAGCAAGGCAGAUGCGCCUCAGGAUGAGGUGUCCCUGUCCGAGCAGAGCGGCUAUGAGAGCAUGCCAGAGGCUGCUGCACAGGGGGGAGCUGAGGUGGCCAGGUCUGGCGGGGUGGCCAAGAGGGAGAUUGCCUGCCUUCCUGGCAGCCGCACAGACACUCCAUUCUCAGACAGCGAGGGACAAUUGCGGCCACUGUCAACAGAUGGACGGGAGCCUUCUCCAGAGGCAAUGCUCCUGCCCCAUGCCACCAAAGCUAUCCAAGCAGAACGCCACCUCAUCCCCAUGGUGGGGCCAGUGGAGCACCCAGUUGAUGAAGACCUAACCACCACGUAUGCAGAGAAAGCCAAGCAGGCCAAGCUUCACCGCCAUGAGAGCAUCCAAGAGAAGAAUGUGAAAGAGGCCAAAACCAAGUGCAGAACCAUUGCAUCCUUGCUGACAGACGCACCCAACCCCCACUCCAAGGGGGUGUUGAUGUUCAAGAAGCGCAGGCAAAGGGCUAAGAAGUAUACAUUGGUAAGCUUUGGGAGUGUUGACGAAGAUCGCUCCUACGAGGAGGAAGAUGGAUUUUUUCCAACUAGUGAGUCUGAAUUUGAUGAGGAAGGUUUCUCUGAUGCCCGAAGCCUAACUAAUCACUCAGACUGGGACAACACUUACCUGGACAUUGAAAAGUCCAAGUCUGACUCUGAACAAAAGGAAGAGAAGAAAAAAGGUUUGAGUGAGGCCUCAGGUAAAGGAGCACGAUUAUUUGAGCAGCAGAGGGAACGGGCUGGGAAGUACACAGUUGAGAAAGUCCCAGAGCAGAAGGGCCCCCAGCUUGCCCCAGCUGCCCAGCCACAGCAGGGAACAGUGAACGGAGAUAUGCCUGUGCCACAGAAAGAAGACAGCAUCCCCCUCAGCAUCCAUGUGGAAGGCAUGCAAGUGCCCAGCAAGCAGCCAGCCACCCUCCCCACUCAGCUCCUGGCUCCCCCUAGCCCCACUUUCUUCCUGCCUCCCCCAAGCACCCCUGACCCCUUCCCUGCAGGCACAACAAGCAUGUUCAACAGGUCUGCACGGCCCUUUACUCCUGGUUUUUCUGGCCAGCGCUCAGCAACAUCCGCUGUCAUCUUCAGGCCAUCUGCACCCAAAAAACCUAGUGAAAGUCUGAGUGGGCAAAGCACAGUGGUUCCUCCUUUCUCACCUCUGGCUCCAGGAACACCUGCCAAUGCACCAGUGUCAACACAUUGUGGUCCAGUCAGCUCUUCCACGUCUCUCUAUAUUCCUGCACCAGGAAGGUCAACACCACAUCCGGAGUCACAGCCAAGAGAAGGAGGAAGAGCUCCAGAGACUAAGCCUUCUGCCAACACUGCUCGGACAUCCAGCACCUCUAUCUUUCUGUCACCUCCCUCAAAACCAGGAGGUGAAAUGGCCUCCACAGCAUCCCAGCUACGAGUCCCUGGAACAGCCUCUUCUUCUUUGUAUAUCAGUCCAGCACCAUCACAGCACACAAAAAGCAGCUCCCCUGUGCCAAAUCAGCCUUCUCUUGCUGUCUCACCAGCAAUGCCACGACCUCUUUCUGAGCCCUUAACCUCCAGAGAGCAGAGGAUUUCUGUGCCGGCUCCCCGCACUGGCAUCCUGCAGGAGGCUCGCCGGCGGGGCAACAAGAAACCCAUGUUCAGUAAGAUUGAGGAGAAGAAGAAGAAUUCACCCAACCCUGAACUCCUGUCUCUGGUGCAGAACCUGGAUGAGAAGCCAAAAGGUGACCAUCCUGGGGCAGGCUUUGAAUCUGGGCCCGAGGAGGACUUCCUAAGCCUGGGUGCUGAGGCCUGCAACUUCAUGCAGUCCUCUAGCCGCAAGUUCAAGACUCCACCUCCAGUGGCUCCUAAGCCUCAGCAGCAAGAUGCUGCACUGGUAAAUGGGGCCCAGGACAUGCCUCAGCUUAAAGGCAAGGGGGCAGAGCUCUUUGCCAAACGCCAGAGCCGCAUGGACAAAUUUGUGGUGGAGACAACACUGAAGCCAGAGUCCAAGCCCAGGACCCCUUCUCCUUCCCCUUCUCUGCCCUCAUCCUGGAAAUAUUCACCCAACAUCCGUGCUCCCCCUCCAAUAGCUUACAACCCAAUGCAUUCCCCUUUUUAUCCCCUAGCAGCCAGCAAAUCUCAGGCUAGCAAAGCAGAGAGCAAAGUGAAAAAGGCACCUGGCCAAAAAUCGGGGAUCAAGGUCAUUGAUGUAAUGCGCCACCAGCCCUAUCAGUUAAAGUCAGCCAUGUUCUGUUUUGGGGAUCCCCCAAGCCCCAGCAUUCAGGAGUCUCCUGGUAAGCCAGGGCCACAGCCUAGCUUGUCCUUCACAGCAGCCAAGCAGGUCCCCGUGAAAACAGCCAAGACACAGGAGAUUCGUCGCUUCUCCACUCCGGCUCCCAUGCCAGCCUCAAGCAGCCUGGCACCCACUGUGCUCAUGCCCCGCUCAGCCACCACAUUGGAUGAGCCAGUGUGGAGAACAGAAAUGGCCUCUUCUGCCCCUGCUACACCAGCACCCUUCCAGGUGGAGCUCAGCCAGUCCCCUAAGCCAUACCCAAGCUCCCCAGAGCCUGGUAAGGUGGGCCAGGGGCCUUCCCCAAACCCAGCCUCAGCCUCUCGGUUUCAGGUGGCCAGGCCUAAAUUCUCAGCAGCAAGAACAGGGAUGCAGGCCAAUGUGUGGAGGCCAAGCUUUGGCCACCACUGAGGCAGGUUCCCCUCCCAACCUGUAUGUGGCCCUGCAGAGAUAGUGCUUGUUUUGUCUUUCACGUCAGCUCAGUAUAUUGGGAUGAAUGACACAAAAUGAAGAAAAGAGAAAAAAAAAAAUUACUCCCCUUCUGCACCACCCUCUUCCCCAGCCUCCCCUUGGUCUCAGAUGAGCAGCUUUCUGGCAAGGCUUACUGGCUGUGACUACAGCAGGAGGAAGAAUGUGGAGAGAAGGCAUAUGUGUCCUACAGACUGGGAACUUCCACGCAACAGCAAAACCCACCUACGGAGGGCAUGAAUGACCGGGGUUGUCUCACAUGAGGACAUGUAGGUGGUAGCAGUUUUCCUAUCUGAAGGGCUUUGGAGUCACCCCAUAAUGGAGGCAGAAUAGGAGGCAAGAGCCUUCCAGGAAGAAAGUGUCAGAGGUGGGAUUACAGUACUGAAACUCUGUCUACCCCAUUGGACUGCUUUUUUCUGAGCCUGUCAGCCUGUACACACGCACCUGUGUGUGUGCACACACACAUGCACACACGUGCAUACAAUGACACUCAGCAGGGAGUGAAAGUAGAAGUGGGGCUUCACCUUGGACACUUCUGAAAGCAGGGUGGCCAUGUGUGGCCAUUCUUCCAGCCACCAGGGCUGGGAGUAAAAGUGAAAAGGGAAAUUCAUCCUAGCUGGUGCUAAAUAUGGUUAUCAGAUCUGGAAGCAGUUUGUCAGAGGGGUGUUGAAUGGUCUUGGUGGGGCUGUCACAAGCUGGAGGAACUGCAGAGGAAGUAUAAAUUUUUGAGGAUACAGAGUCAAAGCUAAGCUCAAGGCAGUGGCAGGCCGGUGCAAGGAAGGCCCUGCAUCACUAGAACAGGAUACAGAUGCUGUAAGUAUAAAGGAGGAUUGUGUAGGAGAAGAUACGGUUGACUUUAAAAGGAGGCAGGAUUGAGUAAGUGUUUGCACAUCAUAUUUUUGUUUCGUUUAGGUCAGAAGCAUGGCUAGAUUAGAAAUAGCUCAUGACAUAAAACUUCCUGAAAACUCUGACAAGCUGGAAAAUGGAGCCCCUCUACAGACGCUCUCAGUAUGGAAGUGGAGCACAGGGAAACAAAGUCACAGGUAGAAUUUCAUACUAAAUUAUUUAAGUAUACUUGAGGUCUAUUUGUUAAAAACUGAAGUGCUCUGAGAGUCCCAGAGCAUCUGCACUUACACACACAUACAGAGCUCAGUUUGCUGGCAAUGCUGGAGAAACAUGACUGGUUAUUUCUUGAAUGUCCCAGGUCAGCCACAGACUUAAUCCCUACACUAAGGGCAUCUAAGAAUAAAGCAAUUGCCUUCCCAAGGAAGAAUUCAGGAUAUUAGUAGGGACUGUGGAUGUGUGUGUGCAUGUCAUACGUGCUGUGGUUUGCACACACCCCUGCUCUUUGCCUUCUGCCUGUGGUCCCCUUUUUGCAGUGGCCACUUUUACGUUGUGAUCCCACAAGUACACACAGAAAACAUUGCUCCUGAAGCACUGGCUCCCAAACACAGCACAUGCCCCAGCUGCAGGGAAGGGUUUUGCUGCCUCUUCCAGGGCAGGGGUGGCCUAGCCUUUUGCUAGGCCCUCAGGAAUAAGUACUGGAGCCAGGAUGAGGGUGCCGUAGCCCUGCUUGAGACAUGUCUCCAUCUCAUUAGACUUGCUCCUCUCCUGCAAGCAGAAGCUGUUCUCUAACUUGCUUGAGAACAAACUUUGGAUGAACAAAACUGUAGGUUUUGGGGAGAAAAAAGGAGUGCAAAUGGGGUUGGUGCCAAGUCUGUAAGCAGCAUAGCUAGUGUGGUUUCACGCUAAGUCCAAGUCAAACUUCCUCCAUGCAGCUGGAGCUUAGGAUGUGUAGCUCUUUCCGUGGAAGCCUGGGCUCUACUUAUUGUUGGAGACUCUAUGGUGCUUCUCUGCGUGCACCUGGAGAUUUUGCUUGUGUGCUCUCCCACAAAGAAAAAAGAGGGCUGGGGAACCUAGCUUCCAGCUCUAGUCCUGGACAAGCUUAGGAGGGAGAGGAUGAAAGAAAAAGAAAAGUAAUAACCACUCCUGCCUUUGAAUCCUUCAGAGUCUGGCUGGGCUUGCUCUGCAGGCCUGUGUUUAGAGUGCACAUUCCUGAGGGCCAUGAAUCAUAGGAUGAGCAUGCUGGGGAGAGAGGAGGACACCUCACUUGGCAGGCUAUCAGCCAUAGGAGAGGAUGGAGAUAAAACCUUUGGGAAUGCCUUGAGUUAAUGAGCAAAGGGAUGACUGGCCAGAAGAGGUGCUGCACAUGGUUGUAUGACAUAGGAACAUGUGACCUAAACAGAUGAGGUGAUUGUAUUGUGUUCCUGGAAAGCCCCAGAGGGUAGGUUUUAGGACAAGUCACCACACAGUUAAUUCAGAUCACCACAAACCACUGAGCUCUGGUGAAGGGGAGCAGCCAUGCUACAAAACAUAACUUAGAAGAUUGCUUUCUCUCUCAUCCUGUGCUGCACUGUGUUACCAGGGCUUCUGGAAAAAAAAAAUCCUGUGUGCUGUGGCAAGAUGAUUUAUAUGAUUAUUCCCAAACAUGAAAGGAGGAGUCUUCUGUUUCUGUAGGAAAGCUGUGGGAAGGAACUAAAGGACUAGGAGUGCUGGAAAAGUUUUGUCUCUAGUCUCCUUGUGGAGUGCUGUCACUGGCUAGUUAUUUUAGCCAUUAGGCUUAGACAGACAAGCCAGCCUAGGUUGAAAGCGUCACUGAAUUCAGGUGUAGAGAUGAGUUGUGUGGACCAGAGAAAGUCUGCUUAGGAUCAUUCAGCAGUGACAAAAUAACCUCAGAAAGUCUGAAUCUUACUCCAGUGUCCCUUUCUUUCAGGCCCCUAAAGGUAAGUGCUCUCAGAGCCUGAAUGUCUCAGGAAAUUAAUUUUGCAACUGGAAAAAAAGAGAGGUCUGGCCUUAAUAUAUAAAGGAGACUGCAAUGUUAGUAUUUUAGGGGUCCCACUCUGGAUUUCUAAGACACACUGAUGCAAGCCAAGGAGUGAUGGCCAAACACACUUGAAUGUUAGAUACCAGGACACGACUGGAAUAGCUGCAUUUGGCCCAUCAUUUCUGAUAAUGUAGUGGGUAGGAGAUGGUUAGGUCUGAUUGGAGAAUGUAUAUUAAACAUCAGAGCAAGGAAAAAAAUCAGGAGGUUUGGGGUCCUGCAUUUCACUUCUAACAUUCUUGGAUCAAAGCUAUGUUUAAAAGGAAAGCCAAAGUAGUUUGAGGGAUCUCAGCCUCUCCCACUCUUUUCUAUAUCCUAUGCUGACACAGGACUUGAUCUGUAGAAGGAGAGGGUGUUGCAGAUGAGGCCUUCUGUUCUUGUGGAGUAUCCCAAAUAAGGCCCAUGGCUACAAGGCGUGUGAGAUGAGAAAUAAUACUGAGAUGCAUCUGCUAAGCUAUAAGGAAGAAACCUGCACUACUGCUGGCUUCAAGCAGCUCUGCUAGUGUCUGCUCAUGAAAACAUCGUGGCUGGCCUGUUACAAAGGUCACAGAUCAGAUUACAAGGAAUACUUUUGAACCAUAUAAGCUUGUCUUGAGCCUUUCUCAAUUUUUAGUUCCUGGGCUGUUGAACAAGCACAGACAUAAACAGUUGUUUGUCAAGUUUUAGCUCCCACCUGCUAAGCUAUAAGCUGCAGUGGUAGGCCAAACCCCAGUAUCCCCUUGUUGAGCAUUUGAAGAUGUCUGCAUGAGCUCUGAUUUAGAACUGCCUAUCAUCCCUCCUCUGUAGCAGGCUGCAGGUUACACAUUGCACCUAUGGCAAGUCUGGCGGUUUUUCUUUACUUCAGAAGUAUUAGUCCUUUCCGUCUGAAUAUAUGGGAACACUUGCCAAAGAUAACCUCAAGAUCCUGCAGCAGCUGAGAGGAAUAAUCUUGAAAGAUACUGCAGUCAUAAGUCACUGAUUGCCGGACAUGAACACAGUGUAAGCCAUGAUUGUUGUUUGGAAAGAACAUGCUCCCUUUCUGCUAUAAUAUCCAGCAUCCCCUAGCAGACCCUCUUCCUAGACUCAUCAGUGCUCUAAAAAUGGCAGCCCAGCAGCUGUGCCUUGUCUGGUGGAAGAGGUGACCCCAAAAGGAGAACAGAGUUGGCACCUUUGUUUAUGGAAAUACUUUUUUUCCUUUUCUGUUUUGUCUUUUUUGUUGUUGGUUUGUUUUGUUUUGUUGUUGUUUUUGUGUGUGUGUGGUUUUUUGUUUUGUUUUUUUGAAUUUAUAGUCACUUUCUAUUUGUGCAGAAGAAUAAACUUGUGAUACGCACUUUA
Molecule: messenger RNA, 8087 nt
Organism: Apus apus (common swift)
Lineage: Eukaryota; Metazoa; Chordata; Aves; Apodiformes; Apodidae
Gene: SYNPO2L
Product: synaptopodin 2 like
Exons: 4
Coding region: 578-3835 (1085 amino acids)
Biological process (GO): positive regulation of actin filament bundle assembly
Cellular component (GO): nucleus; actin cytoskeleton; Z disc
Molecular function (GO): actin binding
Source: RefSeq, a predicted model, not a curated record